Molecule: messenger RNA, 804 nt
Organism: Emiliania huxleyi CCMP1516
Lineage: Eukaryota; Haptophyta; Isochrysidales; Noelaerhabdaceae
Exons: 3
Coding region: 1-804 (267 amino acids)
Source: RefSeq, a predicted model, not a curated record
AUGGGAUAUUGCCCGUCUGUGCCGGAGGACAUCCAGCACUACUGCUGCGCCUCGUGCGCGGGCGCAUCAUACGACUCCCUCCGGGACUCGCGCAAAGGAGGGAGUCGCGAUAGGGGGUCCGGCGACGGCUGCAGCAACGACGAUCAGUGCUUGUCUGGCGCGUGUCGCGACUGGAGCAACUUUGACAAGCGCUGCUGCCCGCACGGCCACGGCAACAGGUGGGACCAGUGCGGCAACCUCCCCUCAGGCAGCGCGUGCAAGAACUGGGAUGGUUCCCAGUGCCAGAGCGGCCGCUGUCACGACUGGACCUGCACCAGGGCCAAUAGAGAGAAUGGCGAGAGUUGCGGCGCUGACGGGGAGUGCUUGUCUGGCGCGUGUCGCGACUGGAGCAACUUUGACAAGCGCUGCUGCCCGCACGGCCACGGCAACAGGUGGGACCAGUGCGGCAACCUCCCCUCAGGCAGCCCGUGCAAGAACUGGGAUGGUUCCCAGUGCCAGAGCGGCCGCUGUCACGACUGGACCUGCACAAAGACCUGCAGCAACGACAACCAGGUCGACGGCCUCACUCCGCGCCACUCGGACUGCGGAGACGGCCUCUGCAACUAUGAACCGGGGUGGUUCUUUGGCUUUUUUGGUUCCGGCCGGUGCGAUUCGUUGCCCCCUUACUUCUGCCUCGGUAUCGACGACGUCGAGUACUGCGCCGCUGACAGCAAUGUCGGCCACGGCCGCCGGGAGUACCACGGCGACAACCAUCACACAGUCGAAUUUCCAAAUGGGGAGAUCGAGGCGUGGAUUUCCUGCUAA